CCUGGAUUCCCAUCCCUGACCCUGUCUGGCUCCCUCCGUAGACACUCCACGCCACCUCCAGAUCCGCGUCCUGACUCAAGACCAACAAACAAAUCGCCGGCCAGGAGGGAGAAGAGAGGAUGGGGGCGGUGGUGACGGCGGUGAUCGCCAUCGCGGCGGUGGUGCUGGGCUGGAUCACCAUCGAGAUGGCCUGCAAGCCCUGCCUCGAGACCGGCCGCCGCGCCAUGGACCGCGCCCUCGACCCCAACUACGACCCGGACUCCCCCACCAACACCACCACCGGCUCCGGCGGCGCCUCCGCCAACGAGCCGCUCCUCGGCGACCUCUCCGCGUCCACCGCGCCGCCCGCCAAGGCCAUCUGAUCUCCUUCCUCAUCCGGCGAUUCCGGCGGCCCAACCCCCUCCUGUAGGCGGACAGGCAAAUGCAGAAGUAGGCUUUGUUUGCUCCUUCCUCGUGAUCUUGUUUGUCUCCAUGUAUGGUGUGAGCUUAUGAGUUUGUUGUUCAUGUGAUUUUUGUUAAGAUAUGGUAUCAAACUGCUAUCUAGCUGUGUAAGCUGCUGUAAAAAAACGAGAGAAGAACAUGGUUCAUCCGAGUGUCUUGACUACAUAUAUGAUCCUGAAUUCCUGAUUGA
Messenger RNA from Setaria italica (foxtail millet), 631 nucleotides. RefSeq lists its product as uncharacterized. The coding region runs from base 120 to 362 and encodes 80 amino acids. The transcript has a single exon. Lineage: Eukaryota; Viridiplantae; Streptophyta; Magnoliopsida; Poales; Poaceae. The record is from RefSeq and is a predicted model, not a curated record.